AUGACUGAUCAACAGGAACCGAUCAAGCAUCACGGUCAGCAGCAGCAACAGCAAAAGACUGUUCUAACUGCGAUCACUGGUGAACUGGACACCUCGAAUGCGAUUCAUAUACUUCCACAGUUCUUGAUGCCAUGGAGGGCGGGCGUGCUGUCAUAUUCCGCCUCUCUGUUGUCAACCAUUGUGGGAUACCCGUUGGACUCUAUAAAGACAAGAAUGCAAACGUAUAGAUUUGAUGGAAUCUUGCACUGCUUCACAAAAACAGUGAGAGAUGAAGGUGUACGAGGUCUAUUCCGUGGUCUCACGGCACCUCUCCUCUCAACAUCUUUUACAAAGGCCAUUGGAGUCACGGUGUACACCACCGUUAAGCCAUAUGCUGCAUUGUUGCAACUACACACGCUGAAACCGAUUACGGUGCCCGAUGACUCUUCAAAGAAGCUGAAGGCAAUGAUCCUGGCUGUGAAUAAUGCACCGGUAUCGUUCCUGGCUGGUGCAAUGUCAGGAUGUGCCUGCUCGGCAUUUGCGUCGCCUUUUGAAUUCACGAAGCUGUUUCAGCAGAUUUACGUCUUGAUGCAAGCAGACCUGAACCUGAGCCCUCGUCGUAUGCCAAAUACCACAUGGCAAGUCGUCAAGCAGAUUCGUCGUCACGAGGGAAUCCUAGGUUUGUACUCUGGUUACCGGUUUCACCUCAUGAGAGAUUCUCUAGGCUCAGCAUUGUACUUUUCAGUUUAUGAAACCGCAAAGAUUCUACUAGAAGGAUUCAGUACUCCACAAGGGACAAUUGCUGGAACAAAUAUCCCAAUGGGUGCCAUUUCAAUUACAAUAUCAGGUGCUCUAUCUGGUGUCUUCUCAUGGAUACUGGUGUUCCCUAUCGAUACCGUGAAAUCACUGACUCAGAAGGAUAUAGUAUCAAAUAUAAUCAGAGGUUUGGCACUGAAACAGCCUAAACCAAUCAUGAUGAGAUCUCUAAGGCUUCCAAACCGUUCGAUGUAUAGAGGUUUGAGUGUGAGUGUUAUGAGAUCGGUAAUCACGAGUACAGUGUUCUUUACUGCAUUCGAAUACUUCAUGAAACACAUAACUUAG
Messenger RNA from Williopsis jadinii, 1080 nucleotides. Its product is annotated as ornithine transporter of the mitochondrial inner membrane. The transcript has a single exon. The record is from RefSeq and is a predicted model, not a curated record. NCBI's taxonomy places the organism in Eukaryota, Fungi, Ascomycota, Saccharomycetes, Phaffomycetales, Wickerhamomycetaceae. Gene Ontology annotation, biological process: transmembrane transport. Gene Ontology annotation, molecular function: transmembrane transporter activity. Bases 1 to 1080 code for a protein of 359 amino acids.